AUGCUGUCCGCAUUCACGGCUCGGCCCAUCAUCGAGCUCAAGCAGCGGGACAAGUCCAAGAUUGAGUCCAUCUUGGCUUAUGGCGACCGCGUGCUCGUCGGCCUCAACACCGGCUCCCUUCGAAUCUACCGAGUAAACGACAUCCCACCACCAUCCGAUCCCCCAAACCACCCCCCCUCCCAAACCUCCACCAGCCAACCCUCCCACGAUGAACCACCACCACCACCCCAAAAACCAACCGACCUCCUCCGCGAGGUAGAAAAGUUCUCCCCCCGCGCCAUCGAGCAGCUGGCCAUCAUCAAAGGAGCCAACACGCUAGUCUCCCUCUCAAACUACACCGUCUCCCUCCACGACCUCCAAACCUUCUCCCCCAUCGAAGCCCCCCUCUCCAAAACAAAAAACGCCUCCACCUUCGCCGUAACAAGCAACGUAGUCCAGGACCCGUCAACAGGCGUCCCAGAGAUCAUCUCCAGGCUCGCCGUGGCUGUAAAACGCCGGUUGUUGCUCUGGUCAUGGCAGGAGAGCGAGCUAUCCCCCGAUGUGACCGAGAUACUACUCUCGGAAUCAAUCCGGUCACUAACCUGGGCAAACGCCACCAAGAUCGUCUGCGGCAUGAACGGCGGGUUUGUCAUUGUAGACGUGGAGACGGGAAGUAUAGAGGAUAUCGUCGGGCCAGGGGCGAUCGGGACGACGGGAGGGGGGGGUGGGACGGGACGUUUCGGGUCGGUGAGCGCUACUGGGAUGUCGUAUAUGGGAUUGGGGAGUUACAUCCCUAAGCCGCUGUCUACCAAGCUCGCGGAGGGCGGGUUGUUGCUCGCAAAGGACAUCAACACUUUAUUCAUUGACGAUUCCGGGAGGGCGCUGGAGAAGCAUCAGAUCCCGUGGCAGUCUGCGCCCGAGUCGAUCGGGUACAGCUAUCCAUACAUUCUGGCUCUGCAGCCGCCGGUGAAGGGGACGCUGGAGGUGCGCAACCCUGACACGCUGAGUCUACUGCAGACGAUCAGUCUCCCUGGUGCGGCGGCUCUGCACUUCCCCCCACCGACGGUUAGUGUCCAGCACACGGGCAAGGGAUUCCACGUCCUGAGCGAUAGGGCAGUGUGGAAAAUGGAAGCGACGGAUUACGACUCGCAGAUUGACGAGCUGGUCAAGAACGGGAGGCUGGACGAAGCGAUCAGUGUGCUCGGCAUGCUGGAGGACGCCUUGUUGAAGAAUAAGACUGAGACUAUGAGGGAGGUCAAGAUGCUAAAGGCGGAGGUGCUGUUUAAGCAAAAGAAAUACAGGGAGUCGAUGGACCUGUUCAGUGAAGACGAGGUGGAUGCCCCACCGGAAAGAGUCUUGAAGUUGUUUCCCAGGAUUAUUGCGGGGGAUUUGUCGGGUGUGGAGGAGCAGGAGGAGCAGGAGGAGCAGGAGGAGCAGGAGGAGCAGGAGGAGCAGGAGGAGGAGGAGAAGAAGAAGAAGAAAGAUGAUUCUGAUCAUGAGGGGAGUACAGUUGGGAAGCACUCGGAGCCGGAGGUUGUCGCCUCUCCUCCCAAGGCUGGCGGGGGGGGAGGGGGGGGGUUUGCAAAGUAUCUGAUGGGACAUCGGAAGCAACAGCUUAAUCCUGAGACUGCUUCUGUCGCCUCUUCGCGGCGGACAACACAGGAUGAUGACGCGGCUAGUGUUAGGGGGCGAUCAAGCGAGGACCAUCACGCACAGGAGGAGAAGGAGAAGGAUUUGAAGAAUGCGGUUCUGGAACUGAAUUCUUAUCUUGCUGGUGCCAGGGCGAGGUUGCAGAGGGUGAUUGAUCCUGCUACGGGGAAACUGAAACCGAGGAGGGCCCGGUCGGAGACGCUCUCUGCCUCCCAGACGGCUGCUCAGGAGGAUCUGACGCUUUCUUCGCGGCAGGUGGAUGAGUCGGAGUUGCAGCUCGCGGCGGAGCUGCAGCACACGUUCAAGAUUGUGGACACGACGCUGUUUAGGGCGUUCAUGUACUCGCGUCCGCAGCUGGCGAGCUCGCUGUUUCGGAUACCGAAUUUUUGCGAUCCGGAUGUGGUGAAUGAGAGGUUGGUGGAGCAUAAUCGAUUCAAUGAGCUGGUUGACUUUUUCUAUGGCAAGAAGCUUCAUCGGGAGGCGUUGAAUCUCUUGAGGAAGUUUGGGAGCUGUCCGGAGCCGGAUGAGGCGGCGCCGGGCUUGCAUGGGCCGCAGAGGACGGUGGGGUAUCUGCAGGGGUUGCCGCCGGAGAUGAUUGAUGUUAUCUUGGAGUUUUCCGAGUGGACGCUGAGGAAGGACCCGGGGUUGGGGAUGGAGGUUUUUUUGGCGGAUACGGAGAAUGCG
Messenger RNA from Podospora anserina S mat+, 2313 nucleotides. RefSeq lists its product as uncharacterized. The annotation marks the transcript as partial. The transcript is spliced from 2 exons. The record is from RefSeq and is a predicted model, not a curated record. Gene Ontology annotation, biological process: vesicle-mediated transport; autophagy; endosomal vesicle fusion. Gene Ontology annotation, cellular component: cytoplasm; fungal-type vacuole membrane. Lineage: Eukaryota; Fungi; Ascomycota; Sordariomycetes; Sordariales; Podosporaceae.